This is a messenger RNA of Neolamprologus brichardi, 6797 nucleotides long. NCBI's taxonomy places the organism in Eukaryota, Metazoa, Chordata, Actinopteri, Cichliformes, Cichlidae. The record is from RefSeq and is a predicted model, not a curated record.
AUCAUUGAAGAUGUCAGACAUGUGUGCAGUGUACAAAGUUUCCUCCUCUGUGAAGGUGAAGCAGAUGGAGGCAGAGCUGUGUAGUCACCUCUCUGCACUCAAAGCAGAGAUUGAAGAGAAUAGAGGAGCAGGAUCUUCUAAUGCCUACAGUUUUUGUUCCAGUUCUGUACUACCUCCAAAAGAUAUUUCCUUCUUUCGUGUGGAGAGGGAGCAUGCACUGAGGAGAGGGCUUCAGGUGGCUGACAUUUUGCCGACUCGGUCUCAGGCUGAUAUCGUGCAGCGAGAGCUGGAGAGCUGCUUGAGUUUGGAGUACACUCCUGACAGUCUGCCUCUUCUGCUGCACCAGUUCUUCACAGACAGAUCUUAUCACUUGGCUCAGAUCAGAUAUCUGCUUAUGCUGAGAUGGAGGAGAUUUUGCCGCCAUGCCAGCGUUAUUGAGAAGCUUUAUCCCCAUUAUAAGGAUCAGGUGUCCUACAUGACCCAUGAGUAUCAGGAUGCUGUUCAGAGAGCUCGCAGACUGUCAGCAAGCAGAGAGAAGAUGCUGACCGGCCAAGGAAACCUUGUCAGCCUGCUCACUCAGGACGAUGUCGUCAUUUAUCUGCAGUGGCUUGUCUGCCACCUGCACUCUGUUCAGCCCAUCCACCACUUUCUCAGGGUGCUACACUAUGUACCUAUGUGUGAAAGAAAAGAUGAAGCACCAGGAAAGGAUUGUGGAGAAAUUUUGCAUGAAAGACAACAGGCUGAUGGACUACCACUCCACACAGUUCACCUGGAGCAGUUCAUGCCCGAGCUGGAGUCCCUGCUCGCCUACUUCCGCCUGCCGUAUGACACAGGAAAUCUGAAAACCACUGCAGAUGAGAUGGAGCUAUUCAGCAUGGUGUGGAGGGAGUUUAAAACAAUCUUCCGACAACAAGAGCAGAUGAAAACGUUUCCUCCUUACGACUGUAUGGACGUCAGAGAGAGUCAGUGGGGGAGGAAGAGUGCAAACAUGGCUGUGUGCAAGGAGGCUAACUGGGUUCCUUUCAUCCAGGUGAAACCCAGGCGAGAUCCGUGGCAGCAGAAGCUCUUCACAAAGCUCAAGGAAAAGAAUUCAGUUGAUGAGCUGCUCCAGAUGCAGUGCAAGUUUCUUCAGGUCCGCAAUUUGCUCCACGUGGCUGCAGCUCUCAAAGAACAUGCUGCUCAAGUUGGCGACUCACAAUCCACAUCGUUCAUCUCAAGCAGCCGCAAGACAAAAAAACAAAUGAUCUCUGAGAUUUGGAAAAGUGUUUACAACGCUGCCAAUCUCAUUCAGGAAACCCACAGUCACUCAUCCGCAUCCAGAGGGAGCAGAGGCAGCAACAAAGAGAUUUCAAAGAGUCAGACUUCAAGCUUUUACCAUGAAAGUCAGUCUUUGGAGGACAACCUGCAGGUCCUGGGCCUGGAUGACAGUUUACCUGAAGGCCUCUCAGGUCCAGUAGUAACCAGAGGAGCUUACCUGUCCCUCAUCUUUCUGCGCCACUUGAAACUCAGAGAGCUCCAGCGUGUGUCACUUGGGAUGCUGAACUACCUGCGCUCUGUGGAAAGGACUUUGACCUUUGACCUGGCAGGUUUGCAGCUAGAAGGACAGGUGCUGUGCAGCACAGCGGAGGAGACGGGUUGGAUGAAUGUAGCCAGAGGAGGAAAAGGAGAGGCAGAAGGUCUCGGCUCUAACCAGUAUAUUCACAGCACUCCUGUCGACUACAAGGUCCACUGCUCAGAGUUCAUGGAGUUUGCAGAGGUGGAGAAUCUUCACGAUUUUUACACCUCUGAGGGCCGUUACAUCCACACUCAGGACCCCAGAGGGUUUUACAUCAUGUACGACGCUGCUCUGCAGGACCUUGUGGAGCUGAUGAAUGAGCUUCUCCUCAUCGGCUCGCACUUCAUCCACAGAAACACGAUCAAACAAAUUGGAAAAACUGAGGGAGUGUCAGCCUCGACAGUAGAUUUCAACUCCUGGGCUGGGACAGAUGUUGACCGCGUUGCUGUGCUUCUCAAUUUGUGGACAUGUGAGACUGAGUUCAUGGAAAGCAAAGUCCAGCUUUUAAACUGUUACUAUGAAGCCUACCAGCAUGCAGUGGGCACAGAGGAGAGGUUUGCAUUGGCCCAAGUUAUCACUGACAUCAUGCACAGGAAGCCACAGCUGGACCUGAACCAGGAUAACUAUUUUCAGGCCUACAGGACUGAGAUCAGCUGCAUGCAGAGCCACCAGCGGCUGAUCCGAGACAUCCUGGACAAUCAAAUAGAGAGACAGCGACUGUACCUUCAGCGCAUCUGGAGAAAUGAUCACAAAGGCUUUAUAACCAGCUAUGGUCAUCCACCCAACUAUGUUCCCCAAUAUUUGGUCUCACUUGGAGGCGCGAGGCCUGCUCUGAUGAACGUAUUCCUGCUAGAAGUUCACCCAUCACUCUGUCUGGCCUCUGCAGUCUAUCACGGAUUGGUUCAGGCUCACACUGAACUAUGUCAGUUGCACCGAGCCACGAGCAUCACUGACAAACUCCACCUCGAACACAACCUCUUAGAGCAGGCACUGAAAAUCUGGAACAACCAGACUUCACCAGGAGCCUCCUACAGCUCACAAAUACAAAGAGAUUUGUUCUCAGACGUGUUUAUCGAGGAUCCAAUUUUGGUCCAGAAGUUGGGCCUGUCACUAGUAAAAGCUGCAGACGAGAGGAACAUGAAGCAAGGACCAGACAAGCACCCCUGUGCUGUAGAAACAUUGUCCAUGCUGCUGGAGCUUAUGAGCAUCCGCCAUCGCCUGCUGGAAUCUGCCUCAGAGACGGCACAUCUGGCACAGCUGUACAGAAAUGUGGCCUUAGAGCUCGGCUUUGAGGAGUUCCACCUGUAUCUGAGGCCGCUGCAGUUUGAGUGUACUGAUCAGAAAGUCGGAGUCCAGCACAGGCCUUUUUGUAUCACAGAAAUCCUGGAGGAUGACAGCUGUGUGGACAGGCUCAUCCCAUCCCAUCUGCCUCUGAGCAUCCAGGAACUGGACGAGAACCAGAUCGGGAGGUUUAGCUUCAGCUCAGAGGAAGCAGUUAUCCAUCUUAUGAACAGACAGAGUAUCGAGAACCUCCAGGUGGCGUUGGCCUGUCAGGUUACACAGAAGAACGCCUUGAUGAGUGCGGUCAAACUGGCUCGACUUUGUCUUUGGGCAGAAAGUGAUUCAUCUUCAGCUGAGAGGGAAGACAAAGAUGUAACAUGUAACUCCGGCUCUGGCAGCCACACAGGCGGCCUGCAGGAACAAUAUAAAUCUUUUCCCUCCAAACCCUCCAGGAGAACUUCCAUAGAAAAGCGGGCGAUGGGCGCAUUUGUGUCCAUCCAGCUGGAAAAAGUGGGUCUGCGUGACGAGAUGCUGAAUUCAUUUGUGAAGAAGAAACAGGCCGUGGGGGGGUUUCUAAAAACCCCGGAGGAGGCUGCAAAGAUCAAAAGGGAGCUCAUAAUCGACUUUCUCAGGAAAUUCAGCACACAAAUGUCCAUGCACUGUGUGAGAGCUCAGAUUGUUGGAUAUUACCACAAUCUGACCUUUCUCUUGGAAGACGUUCCCUACAUUCGUCAGUCCUACUUCAUGAUUGGACAGCCGGUUGCUGAUCGUUGUUCUGACCCCAGGAUUUUUGAGCAGUUGUUGUGUGCAGAUGGAAGAACUCUCCUCAACCUCUGGUACAUCCCCCACUUCACUGAAGUGCUUCGCAUGUUCAAAACACUUAAUGUUUCGGCAUGUGAUGAGGCUCUCCGUCACACUCUGCAGAUCACGUCAGCUCUUCAUGGCAUCAUUCAUUACCUGAUCAGCUUCUCCAAACUUGGAAACAGACAAGACUCUUUAAGAUGGGGGAGAGGACAUGAUGCAGCAGGGUCACAUCUGGCCGCUGACUGGGGAGGCGCUGAAAGCAUCGGUAGGGAGGCUUUCCUCUCCUCUGGUGAUGUUACUUCCUACCAGAAUGUAAAUGACAACAUGGUGAAUGCUCUCCCUCCGAUGAUUGGCUGCAUCCAGACUGACGUCUUCAGUCUCACGCUGCCCGUUCCUCAACCUUUGGAGAAUCAAGGCUGUCAGGCGCAGAGGAUGUAUCCAUGGAGGAGUUUCAUAGCCUGUCAUGGACUGCUCCCUCUUCAUCUUUGGGAUGUCCCACCUACUGAACACUGCAUGCAGCUCUGUUUGAGCAGCCUGAGCAGUCGCAGCAGACUGCAGGCCAAUGCUGCAAUCCUCGGGGUGUCCCUGCUCAUGGAGGACGUCCUGAACGGUGGAAGAGAGGCAGAGCCUGUUCGUCUCCAUGGCAACAAAGAUGACCUUCAGCAUAGUGGCACACCUAAUGAAGUAACGACAGUUUCUAACAAGGGAAAUAAAAGCUGCAGAGAAGAUGAUGAAGAGGAGGAGAUAAAGAUCGAUUUCUCAAACCUUCAAGAUCCAAUCAGAGUCCAGUCUGUGCUGAAAGGUUUUCUCCUGCUGACAAAGCAGCUGGAGGUCUUCAAGGAGAGAUGGGCUCUAAGACGUUUAGGCGCCGAUGUCUUCAGUACACCUGCUUUGUAUCAACAGUUUGUUAAACUUUACCGAGAUGAAAUCUUUUACCCCAGUAUGAGAGCUCUGGCUAAACAAAUGGAUAAAGAGCAUCACUAUGAGGUUUUAAUCUCUGGCACGCAGUCUCUUCUGCCCCCUCCUGGAGCUUCAGAGGUUGAUGUGAAAGCCUGGCAGCUCCACCUGCUGAUGGAGAGCACAGAGUGCGACAUGAUUAGAGCAGUGCAGAGAAAGAUGAGCAGAGAGCUCACACUAGUGCUUUCAGAGAAAACUCAACAAGAUAAUCGGCUCCCCACAGAGCUGUGGAAAAGAAGUCAAAUGAAGUACAGUUUGUCCCGUGAGCAGCCACAGAUGGUGGAAACAUUCAUCCAGCAGCUGAUGCAGGGAGCUGAGCAGUCGGAGGGAGAGCUGAAGGUCUCUCGGGAUCAUCUGCAGCAGUGUCUCACUCACCUCGGCUCCUCAGUGAUGGAGCGAGAGCGCCAAUGCUUUCUGCUUUACUCACAGUUUUAUGAACAAAUCCUGCAGCAGCACACUCGGCUUCUGUACCAGAGAGAACAGGAUUUGAAGAGUUUGAAGGACGCUCAGACAAGUAAUUCUCACAAAGAGGUGGCAGAUUUAUGCCGUGGGAUGAUGUUGGAGGUCUCAGCCCUGCGGGCCCAAGUUGCUCACCUGGAAGAAGAGAAAAUUAAUUUAGAGGAACAGCUCGGCCUCACAUUCAAAGAACGCUACCACCCUCUGGUCCGACACCUUUUCUCUACCUGCAUCCAGUUAAAGGCCAGACUUGAUGAAUAUCCCCGACAAAUGAGGCGGGACAUAAGUGUGAUAGUGAACAGAGCACGGGGGGAAGGAGUGGACAAGAUCAUCAAGCUCAAGAAGAGGUACGGCUGCACCAAAGACAAUGAUGGACUCGCCCUCACACAGUUAAAGAAGGAAGAAGUCCACGAGUUAAAGCUGGAGAACAGCCGGCUGACUGCUCUGCUCUGUAAACUGAAGGCUCUGAGAUGCUGGAGGAAGGUGGUCGACCAGGAGAAACUUCACAGGCAACUGCUCCAAACCAAGCAGAGGGAGGUUACCACUCGCACCGAGGCUCUGAGAGUGAAAAUGUUAUCAGAGGAGAAGGUGGCUCUCCUGCAGGGGGAGCUGGACUUUGCACAGCAGGCGCUGAUCUGCUCUCAGGCCGAGUGCAGCAGCAUCAAGAAGCAGCUCAGCAGGAAGACAGAGGAGCUCCAGGUGUUCAGGCAUCGGUCUGCACGGGAAGCCCGCAGCAGACAGGAGCUGGACGCUCAUCGAGUGCAAACCUUGGAACAAAUGAGAGCCGACAUGGAGGAUAGAGACAGACAGCUCAGGGCCCUCGGUGAGCAGCUGGACAGAGGCAGCAGGAUAAACAGGCUACAAAGAGAGCGCAGUGCCAAAGAGAUCCGGCAGGUGAGGGGCCAGCUACAGCAGCAGUGCAGCCUUAAACAAGAGGCCUUUCAGCAGCUGGAUAAACUGCAGAACCAGAUGAACGAUGUGGAGGCAGCUCUCUCCAGAGGAGCUUCGACAGCAGGUCAAAGCAGGACUUAUUGCAUGCUGUCAGUCAGCAGACUGAGUACUAGAAGACCCUCGACAGGUCUGCACCGGAACAGGCAGCAUUCAGCCCUGCAGCCUGGCAGCCUCACAAACUACACCACACCUCAGGACUUUGCAACAGAGCCAAGACAGCAGAGAGCAGAAACAGCCAGAGGUCUUUCAAACACGAGCACAGACAGACCUAAAGCAGAUCUGUGUCGCCUGCGCCUCCCAACAGCCGAGGCUUUGUUCCCAGAUCUGUGAGGUGCAGCAAUCAGUCACACACCCAUCUUGAUUAGCAGAUUAGCUUGCUGUAGGCUUGCCUGUAGUGUUUUAUAGCUCUGUGUGAACUGAAUGUUAUCUAUUCCAUUCCCAAAGCUGUGACAUGCAUGUCUUCCCUUUAACCUACAGCACAGCAUCUUGAUGUUGCUCCUCUUCAUAUUUCAGUAACUUUUUAAAUAUAUUUAAAAUAAACAUUUUCAAAGCUCUUAACAAAACCCUUAUCACUGAUAUUUUACUUUCUGGAUAUUUCUAUAAUUUGCCUUUAUUUUUAUCAAUCAUGUUUUGGCAAUCCGUACUUAACUUUUGUCAAUUAAUAGCAUUACAUCAUGUCUACUUAAGGUUUCUAAUACUCAUAUUGGAUAUAGACCGUUUUGAGCUUAUUGCAAAUUUAUCAGAGGAAUCAUGUCAAAGUUCAUUUUUCAGUUGUAGAAUGAGUUUGGUCACA